Molecule: messenger RNA, 11403 nt
Organism: Carassius gibelio (silver crucian carp)
Lineage: Eukaryota; Metazoa; Chordata; Actinopteri; Cypriniformes; Cyprinidae
Product: synaptotagmin-7
Exons: 9
Coding region: 161-1348 (395 amino acids)
Biological process (GO): regulation of dopamine secretion; regulation of calcium ion-dependent exocytosis; cellular response to calcium ion
Cellular component (GO): synapse; axon; membrane
Molecular function (GO): SNARE binding; calcium ion binding; clathrin binding
Source: RefSeq, a predicted model, not a curated record
UGUGUGCAGACAACCUGCGCGUAAUUCUGGGAGGACUCUCCGCCGAGCAACGACACAAUAAACACUCACGGAGCCGCAAGAGUUUCCCUCGGUGGAGUAACAGUAAGCACUUAAAUCACGUCACACCAUCCAGGCAGGAGUCCAUCAUCAAUCUGCAGCCAUGUAUCUGAACAGGGAGGAGGAGUACAGCAAAGGCUCCGUCUCUUUGAGCGUGCUGCUGGUGUCGUUGGCGGUAACCGUGUGUGGCGUUUGGCUGGUAGCGCUCUGCGGCGUCUGCGGAUGGUGUCAGCGCAAGCUGGGGAAGAGAAAUAAACCAGGAGUGGAGUCCGUCGGGUCUUCUGAUCCAGAAAGAGGAAGAGGAGAGAAAAAAGCCAUCAAUAGGAAUAUGGGGAAUAAGCCAGUUAACAGUCCUAAGGGUCACCCGCCAGACGCCGACGGCCAUUCCUCAGUGUCUGACCUUGCCAACUCGCUCACUGGAGACAUGGUGAUGUUGUCUCCGGGGUCAGAAGACGACGACCACGAGGGCCCCGUGAGCGAGAAACUGGGCAGGAUUCAGUUCAGCUUGGGCUACAGCUUCCAGGACACGACUCUGACGGUCAAGAUACUCAAAGGUCAAGACCUGCCCGCUAAAGACUUCUCUGGGACGUCCGACCCCUUCGUCAAAAUCUACCUGCUGCCUGACAGAAAGCACAAACUCGAGACCAAAAUCAAGAGGAAAAACCUCAACCCUCACUGGAACGAAACCUUCCUGUUUGAAGGGUUCCCGUAUGAGAAGGUGCGGGAGCGAACGCUGUACCUCCAGGUGCUGGAUUACGAUCGGUUCAGCCGUAACGACCCGAUCGGAGAGGUCUCGAUUCCUUUGAAUAAAGUGGAGCUGGGACAGCUGAAGACGUUCUGGAAGGAUCUCAAACCCUGCAGUGAUGGCAGCGGAAGUCGUGGAGAUCUGCUGUUGUCUCUGUGUUAUAACCCCACUGCCAACACCAUCACUGUUAACAUCAUAAAAGCUCGCAACCUCAAAGCCAUGGACAUCGGGGGCGCCUCAGACCCGUAUGUGAAAGUAUGGCUGAUGCACAAAGACAAGCGAGUGGAGAAGAAGAAGACAGUCACCAUCAAACGCUGCCUGAACCCCGUCUUUAACGAGUCCUUCCCUUUCGACGUGCCCGCACAUGUUCUCCGAGAGACCACCAUCAUCAUCACCGUCAUGGACAAGGAUCGACUGAGCCGCAAUGAUGUCAUUGGAAAGAUCUACUUGUCAUGGAAGAGCGGUCCUGCCGAGGUCAAACACUGGAAGGAUAUGUUGAGCCGGCCACGCACGAACGUGGCACAGUGGCACACCCUCAAAGCCUGAUUCGCCCUCUCCAUUGACCACCCCUUCCCCCCGAGCCCCCUUUGACCCGAAACCCCGUCCUUAUGCACAAGACUAACUUGCUGCCAGACGGCACAACACGGGUACUAUUAGCCAUCCACUCUUGUAACCUUUAACCUAUGAGCUUCUCUCUCCACUUUGGUCUUCGUUUACUCUGGUAACCUGUAGUCCAAAUGCCUGCUUAUUAGUUAAUUACGCCAACGGUUCCUUUGUGCAUUAGCAUCCGUUCUGGACUCUGGGAUAGUCACUAAAUCCAACAAAGCCAUUUAAAGAUGCUCUGAGAGCGUUCCCGCCGCAACUACACGUUACCAGGAUGACGUUUCCUUCCUGUUUUGGUUUUAAAGCCCGAUUCCCCUGUGUUCCUCAGGCUGGAGAGGUCUGACAUCUUUAGGAUGUGUGAAUGCAUCAGCUGGGCCCCGUCCCUCGUCUCAUCAAACCUCGCGUCUAGACCCGGAGGCUCAUGGGAGCUCAUUUGGCAGCCUUUAAAUUGGCCACUGCUGAAACGGAUCGAGUCGCAGGAACUCUGGGAGUUGUAUUUUUCCAGGUCUCAGACGUCCCGUGCGAGUAAUUAAAGCCAUGAGGGCAAACGAGACGCCCUCUUUCCAUUAGCAGCCCCUCCGUUGUUUUAGUCUCCAUUUAUAGUUGUUUUUCUCACAAUCCCUGACCUCUCCAAGCCUUUUUCUGUGUCUUUCCCACUUGACCUGAUUUUCCGUAUCUUUGUUCCUUCCUUCUCUCUCUCUCUCUCUCUCUCUCUCUCUCUAUCUAUCCUCUCUUUUGUCUUCUAAGUAAACAGCUCCGAUUGCUUCAGCUGAAAGCUGCAGACAUUGAAACCUUACGCCAUCUGGAGACUUAAAGACAGCAAAAUUAACUCCAUCCUAGUCUGUUUGGCUUUUUUUCUCUGUGGUUUCUCUUUAUCGCUGGCACAGUAGUAGUGAAGUCCCUCUUUUUCUCGGGAUUCUUUGUCGUCUGUGUGCUGUGAGUGACGUGACGUAUAUCCAACCGAAAUAUCAUAAAAAACACUAACCACCAGGAUGGAAAAAGAAAACGACUUUCUCGAAGGAUCGUUCCAGGUCUUCUGGGAUGGAAUCCGGAUGAAAGAAAAAAAAAAAGUACACGCAUACAAAAAAAAUCUUGAUGUCAUCUUUUUUUCAUCAAAAGGACAUUUGAAGAAACCAAUCAGAAUUGUUCUUCCAGAUUUGCUGUGAAAUAUAGAAGCAAAAAGUUGAUUUUGCGCCCACGUGCGCUGGAUAGUUCUCGCCACACUUUGCUCUAGUGAUGUGUUUCUUUGUGUGUGUAUGUGUGUGUGUGUGUGUGCGCGCAGAUAGGGGCUCAUAUUUUACAGAAACCCUCCAAUUAACGGAAAAACCUGCCUUUACCCGUGUAUGUGUGUGUAUGAGACCGUUUCAGGACGUAGUGGGGAUGAAACUCACGGUAACAUGACCUGGUCACGAUUUAUCCCAAAAGUCAACAGAAAAAAAACACCAAAUUUUAUUUUGAAUAAAGAAAUUUAUUGAAAAAUGUAAAGAAAAUUUAUUGUGAUAUUAUUUUCAUGAACAACACAUUUACCUCCAAAUGCUCAUACUAUAAAUAACUAAUAAUAUAAUAAUAAUAAUAUAUAUACAUAUAUAUAUUUUAUAUAAAUUGGGUAUUAAGUAUAUUUUCAUUUUAAUUUAAUUUCUUCAGUAAUUCUUGAUAUUCUAAGAGUUGAUUCUAAUUAUGUUAAUACAUGUUUUUCUUUCUAAAAAAUGCGUACAUUAAAGCUGUACAAUUAAUAUGGGUGGUGGGUGGUGUUGGCGCAGUGGAUAAGACACAUGCCGUUGGUGUGAGAGACCCGGGUUCGAAUCCACUGUGAGACACCAAUGUGUCCCUGAGCAAGACACUUAACCCCUAGUUGCUCCAGAGGCGUGCGACCUCUGACAUAUAUAUAGCAAUUGUAAGUAGCUUUGGAUAAAAAGCGUCAGCUAAAUGUCAAUGUCUAAUAUUACUGCACACAAUGUAUGAAUAUUUUACUAUUGAAAUAAUCCAUAAUUUUUACAUGGAGAUAAUGAAGUAAAAUGUGCUUAACUGUCAAGAAAAUAAUAUCACAAUUGCCAAAAAGGUUAAUUGGCCUGAAAAAGACAGGCUUUAUUUUCUUUACGCAAAUAUAUAUCUAAUUUCUUUCUUUUGACUGUGAGGUGAAAUAGGACCCAGUCAUGUUCCUGACAGGUUUGGUGAGAUUCACCUAUGUGUGUAUUACAGCAUUAAUGUGUAUCUUCAUCGAUGUUAAAAAUAAUCAAAGUGUGUGAAUAUGCUGCUCUAUUUUCUCAUGGCUUCCUUCCGUCUUAUUAUGAGACACUUUUUCUCUUUCCUCCUCAGAAGAGAGUUGGAGAAUUGUGAGCUGCACUUUUUAAUGGUGUAACACUGAGAAAUAAUAUAGUAAUUGUUAAUACAAUAAUAAAUAGUUUUUGUAUUUUAAGUGAGGAGUGUUUUAAAGAGCAAACGGCGCGUUCGGGGAGACUGGACUAUGCUGGACAGACGAUCUCUCGCUUUCUCUCUCAGUCAAAUGCUUUGUUAUUCUGUAUAUGUGAUUGGUAUGUGUGUGUGUUUGUCAUGAGUGUGUCAUUUAUGCGGCAGGACGAGGCAUGUGUUAGCGUGAGGUGUGGCGUUACCAUGGGGUCACUAUGGGGACGGAGUGAGUGUGCAAUAGUGGAGAGACGCUCAGCUUGAUAUCGAGACACAGAAGCAGAGGACGCCAUCCAAUUUCUCACUCCCGCUCAAGAAUAACUAGUUAUUCUGGGCUGAGACCUUGAACAGGACAGACUGUUUUGCACAUAAAUGUCAUGAGCUAUAAAACGUUUUUUAAAACUCCGUAACAAUAGCAAUAGCAAAACAUGAUCCAGAACAGCCUAAAAUAUAGCAAAAUGCUUCCAUUUAUGGCUGCCAAAUUUGAUGUGAGAUUAAUGCAUGUUUAAUAUUACAUUUAUUUAGUAAAGUUGGGCAUUUUAACAUGGGGGGGUCAAUGGAACUGAGUCUCUAGCAGCCAGUCAGUCAAUUGCAGUUUAUAUCACUUCUGUGUUGGAUUCAAGAGAGAGAUUUCAAUAUUGCACCAUCAUGAGGAUGCACUGUUGUGUAGAGUAAAACAACUUUUAGUGGGAAUUUUGUGCACUGUUCAUUUCUUUAGCUGUUUAAGAUUUAUUAUUGGUGUUAAACAAUAAACUGCAAGUAGAAUAAAAUCACCAGAAAACCUCUUAUUUUCAGCCAUUUGAUUCUAGAAUGAAUGUCCAUGCCGAGGCGUAUCUUUGGCAGAUAGGAGGCAGCUACAAAGCGCGUCUUCCAGACUGUAGUUAAGGGUCCGCAGUACAUCUGCUUUCAGCCGAGAGCCAUCUCAGAUCAGUGGAGCGUUUAAUAGAGCACUCUGAUGUGCUCGAUGUAAUCAGAUAAUAGUACCGCUUAAAUUGUGUUGUGUUUGUGUUCACUCUCCAUAUCCUAGCCUUUAGCGUACACAAAUGUUGUGAUGCAACAUCUGCUGAGUGUGUGCACAUAUGAGCCAAACUUGAGCACUUUGUCAGUGUGUAUGUGUGUGUGCAGGUGCUGUCGGGGUCACCUUGUGUUUUACUUUACCAAUCGAAGCUGGUUGGCCGUCGCAUAUGUGUAUUUGUGCCUGCAUACGUGUGUAAGCAGUGUUUCUGUCGCACUUAUGCUGAUGAUGACUGGAGAAAGUUAAUAUUGAGUCAGUGAAUCCCUCUUUGAGUUCUGAACUGUUUAACGUCUGUGAUGUGUGUCAGACAACAAACAGCAUUCUAACACAUGCUUUUCAAUUAUAUGUUAAGUUAAAGGUGAGGUUUUAUGUACUAUAAGUAAGCCAGUAGUAGUUUGAUUUCCUGAAGAUUGUGAGUCUGUUGUUGUAGCAGCUCGGCAUGUCUACAUCUCGCUCUAGCAAUGGAGUGAGUUUGGGUUACUUUUUUAUUAAGAAUGGAAAACCUUAGUAACCACCAAGAACAAUCAAACACCCACCUAGAAACCAUAAAAACACCCUAACAACAUUACUUAACAAUCUAGCAGUCACCAAGAACAGCUUAGCAACUAUCCAGUUUCCAAAACCAUCGUUAGCUAACUAUGGUCAUUCGUUCCAUUGAACUCUAUUGACAAUGAAGGAACUUGCGACCAUAGUUGGUUUUGGGAAAUGCAGCCCAGAACAGCUGAAUAUCCACCUAGUAACCAUAAAAAACAUCCUAACAACAGUACUCUACACCCUAGCAACCACCAAGAACAGCUUUGCAACUAUCUAGAACAGCCGAAUAUUCACCUAGAAACCACCCAAAGCACCCUUACCACCAUUUGUAACAAGAACACCUUAGCAUCCAACUAGAAAUUACCCAAACACCAAAACAACCAAGAACAGCCUAGAAUCCAUCUAGCAACUGCUCAGAACACCCUAGCAACCAUCUAAAACAGCCUGUCAUCAACCUAGAAAUGAACCAGAACACCUAGCAACCACUUAAAACAUCAAAGCAACUUUCCAGAACAGCCUAACAUCAACUUGGAAACCACACAGAAUAUGCUAAGUCAUCCCAAACACCCUAACAAGGUCCAAAAUCAAGCUAAAAUCCACCUAGAAACAACUCAGAAACCAUCCAAAACACCCUAACAGCGAACCUUAACACCACGGCAACAUCCACUCAGAACACCCUAGCAACCAUCCAGAACAGCCACAUAGAAACCACCCACAAUACCCUAACAACCAUGCUCAACACCCUAGCAACCCACAAGAAAAGCUUAGCACCACUCAGAAAUGACCCACGAGACCUUAGCAAUAAUCCAAAACGUACUUAAAACAACCUACAACCAUCCAGAACAGCCUAACAUCCACCUAGGAACCAAACAGAACACCCUAGCAACCGCGACUAGUCCAUUUAGGACUACCGAGCAUCAUGGCAGUAUGUUUCAUGCUUGCAAAAACUUUUUUAUUUGAUUUUGUUUUUCAGUUUCAUUUGGUGCUGAUAGCAGUACACAAAUGACACUUGAUCUGUUGUAAAACUCAUCGUUUGUUUAAUAAUUCCAGAAUUAUUCCAGGACUUGCUGCAGGACAAACAUGUUUACGUGGCACAGUUGAGCUUUAUUUAGUUAUUCUCAUAAGACUCAGUCAGCAGUCUGAAGUUUGUGUGUGAUGGUCACUGACCCGUGCUGACCAGCACCUUUACUCUGCUGUGUGUGUGUGUGCUCUUGUUUUUGUGAAAUAUCAGGACACAACUCUGUAUAAUGACAUGGGUAUGACAGGUAUUACAAAGAGAGGGUGACUUAUGAGGACUUAACCCAUGUCCCCAUUUUUCAAAAUGCUUAUAAACGUGUGUGUGUGUGUGUGUGCGCGCACAUGCACUUGCAUUCACCUGUGUGUGUCUGUGUGUGUGUGUGUGUGUGUACUAUAGAGCAGUAUGAUUGUUUUGGCAGUCAGUGUCACUGUGAAUUAUUUUCUGCUUGGACCUUUUGGGGUAAACUGAGCUAAAGUUCUCUCUCUCACACACACACACACACACACACACACACACACAUACACAGGCUUGUCCAAAGCAUCGCAAACACAUGCAAUUGUUUUACAGCUCAUUAACCAGCAACAAUAAUUUCAGUUCUUCAUUUUACCAAAUUACUGAUUUAAAAAAAACGAUUUUUCCACAUGCCUUAACACGUCACGCAUUUCCCACACACACACAGCGGCAGUUUCCGUUUUCUCUCCUACACACACACACAACAUUAUCAGAAAAACAAAUUCACAGGCGAAUGCCAUACAUCAGUCACUCCUCUGGUCCAAUUAGCUGCUCCUCAGAAAUGAGAGUGAAAAAGAAAAAGAAUAAAAAAUGAUUUAAGUGCAUGUUUGCAGUGGGUUGCAUCAUGUAGGUCUCAGUUGGAGGAGUUCGAUUGAGCAGCUGUUAAACUGCACAUUUUAUUGCUCAGCAGUUGCUCAUCGCUCAGUUCUCAAUUAUUGGCAAUUUUUUUUUUUAUCAAGAAUCAAAGAUGUUUCACCUUAAUAUUACUUUGGAGAGAAAAAAACACAAAUCAGAAUUCAUAUUAAAGCAUAGAGCUAUAAAAUGAAUGUGGACAGAAGCUCAGAUCAUUCGCUCUUGGGAGAAUAGUAUGAGAAAUGUUUGAGCUCAUAAUGAGAUCUGGGACUUUUUGCUCGCAACAGACUUUAAGAGCUCAUUUUGAGAGUUCACUGAGAUCUGAGAGCUGACAACUGCUGUAAGAGAUGCAUGUGCAAUAACUGGGGAUAUUUUCUCAGAAAGAUCAGCAUGAAAUCUCCAUUUAAUCUCAUUUCUUAGAAAUAAUUGAGAUUAUAAGGAUAAUAAGGAGAGAGGUUUUUGGGAUUGUAGCUCUAGAAAAGAUGUUUAGUGGAGAUCAGAAUUCUCUCAUCUGAUCCGUGGAGGUGUAGAAACUUUCCAUGUCUCUCUCUCUGUUAUUAGAAGGGCUUGACUAGAGCGGGUUUGGUUCCUAUGGUGUGUGUGAUGGUCAAUCAUAGGAUGAUUGUGACAUAUUCCGGCUCUUCUGACAGAUUGCUGUCCAAAUUGUGUCUGUCAGUUUCUGAAUCUCUCUCUCUUUAUCUGUCUCACUCACUUCAGCUCUGUCAUUCACAGCUCCAGCUCCCCGUGCGCUUCUUUUUAUUGGUUUGAAGAGCUGUCCGUCAUGAAGCGUGACUCCUCCCUGUCAGGGUUUUAGUGCGACUUCUUCUGAAUGACGCUAAAAAUGACGCUACAAGUAAUAAUUCUUCUCUUUCUGUUUCUGUUGGACUCUGUGCGUCUGUAUGUGUGUGCGUGCUCUGUGUUUUCCGUUAUUCUUGAUCGUAAAUGUUGAUGAUAAAUAGGAGAAGUCUCCUGAUUUCAUGUUUUGAAAAACUUUUUUUUGUAAAUAACUGAGCAAAAAUGGUUUCUGUUCGUCAGUUGUACUUAAAACAGAUAUUCUUGAUGAACCAUGUGUUGACGAUGUGCCCGAUUGCCCUUCUUGAAUGAGGGUUUUUCCACAUGUCAUAUUUUUGCUGAGGUUGAGGGGGAAUGAAGGAGCAAGAAAGCGACUGCCAAUCAUCUAUGACAUCACACUGCCAAACCCAACCCAUAAUUUACCCACAAUCCACCAGACACCCUCCAGACCUGUGAUGUAUCUCUUCUAAUUGAAAGCAUUAACACCUCAAAGAGGUGAAAUCAUAGCCAAUCAGAACAUAUUUGAUGUUAAAUAAUAAAAUAAGUAUCACUAUUUUGAACCAAAGAGAUUUCACUGUGGGUGGAGCUAGAUAGUGGAAUGCAAUAACAGAAACCGAGCAACAAACCUCAAAUUAAACGAGUGUUCUUGAAUAAUAGCAUUGUGUUAACAGUAAAAUUAAAUCAUCCCUCAAGUUUGUAAAACCAAACUAAUUUUUUGACAGAUACAAAAAUAUUACAAAAUGUAUGCAUUUCUAUAAAUGUGUAUUUUUGAAGAAGGCAAAAUUAUAGUCUGUGGUAAUCAAUGACAUGUAUUUUAAAUAGUAUUUUUAGCAUAGGAGAGCUUGGUUGUUUGUCAUUUUAUUUUACACAUCUGGUUGUCCAAAUAAUGAUGAAAAUAGAAGUUGAAAAAGUUUGUGUUGAAAAUAAGCUUUAAAAACUAGUAUAACACACAUAGUCACUCUCUGUUGAGUUUCAUAACGCCACCACGUUGUUUCAGUUUGAUGCAGGUUGCAUCUGUUUUCCAAUAUUAGCGCAGCUAUCGCACAGAGCUGCGUCAAAACGGCAUGACGACAGCCAGCUGAGACAGAUCCACGCUCACAGCGGUCCAGCAUGUGUAGAACAAGCACACACAGCCUCUCUGCGUCCCAUAUGCUGCUGCAUGGUUUGUUUGGCAGGAACUGUCGAUAUCUGCCGCCCCAUCUCUCCCUACACAGAAAAUUACAGCCAAAACCCUGAAAACUGAAGCCCUCUGGCCAAUUCCAAUUCAAAUCCUGAUGAGAUGCUCGUAUGUUACUUGCUAAGGCAAGCAUCAUCACUUUUGCUCAAACUUAAGGUUGGUUAUUUGAUGUGCAUGUGCAUGAUCACUCACCCGAUUUUAAGAUUUCCAGCUGUACCAUAACAACUAAAUAUAUGUUGAGGUCCCUGACCAUAUUUUGACACAAGAAUAUCAUAGAGACUUUAGAAACCACUAAAAAUUAUCAGGCCAACUCCAGUCGCAAGUUUUUCACAAGCAUUAGAAAUCCAGUUACAUCACAUUCUAAUAAUCUAAACCCAAUAAUAUCGUUUUCACUCAUGCUCAGCACUUUGAGUUUAAUGCACAUCGCAGCCUUGAAGCCACUUCUGUUACACAACACACAUUUUAAUUAUGAGGUUUUACCACGUUGAUUAUGUUAGAUGGGGGAGUGCUGACCGAUAAAAGACGGCUCUAGUAAUGAAACUCUCACAGACUCCAAUAAAACAAGCAUUUGUUCUGAAUAGACGAAGAAUAAUAUUUUUCCCUUCUGGAGGGCUAACAUGCUUCUUGCUCACUUUCAUUCCCCCAAUACACCUCACUGGUGAAGAAUGCUUAAAGUCUCAACAUGCUUGAUGUGUACAAUCUGACUCAAUGUAUUUAUUCAUGUAUUUUUCUGCAAACUUUGUACAGUGUAAAAAAAAGCAACCUAUAAAUAUAUGAAGAAUAACAGUACUGUAUAGAUUAGCUGCCUGUGAGCGACUCACAGAAUAGUUUGGAUAGAGGUUAACAGCAUAGACGCGAUCUAAGCCAGUAAAACAUGCUUGCUGUAAAUGCAGAGAUGCCACAAGUUUUUAUAUCCUUGCUUUCUUUCCUUGUUGUCAUUUGUUUCUUUCAAUGUUUUUUGUAAUUGACCUAGUGGCAUCUUACAACGUGAGUUGUUUCCUUUCUAUUGGUUGUUCGUAUGUUGUUUGUUGAUGAACACAGCGAGGUUCAGGCACCCGGGAGAGUGCUUGGGAACGCAGAUCGGUUGACCAAGGUUUUGCAUCCAUCUUCCCCAUGUGAUCAUAAGUCACAACUUAGUGUAGGAUCUUUCUCACAUGCCUAAGAUGUCUGGAUGUUAAACCACUCGUAGUUUACAACCACAUUUUGUUUUUGUUCUACAUUGUUCUAUGACUACAUGUUUCAAGUUUCCCUUCCCCUAUUUUCAAAUAUUUCACGAACUGAGGCAAUGAUAACAGAAGUUGACUAGCCUAUUGUUUAGUUGUAAUCUGUGCUUGUCUUCAGUGUUUGUUUAUUUGUGAGACACUAUAUAGUUUUGUGCGAUGAAGCAUUAAAGCUGGACUGUGUUUCAGAUGCCUCACUCUUCUUAAAGCUCAUCUGUUGAUUUCAUACUUGUUAAAAAACUUCAAACAUUCCAUGAACUCUUGGACAGAAAGCCACUGUAGUGUUUUAAAAAUGUGCACUCUUAAAAGUAAAAGUUUUAUAUUGGUGUUAAUGGUUCCAUGAAGAACUUUCCAUUCCACAAAAGGUUCUUUGUAGUGAAAAAUGGCUUGUAAAUUUAAAAAAUGUUCCUCACACUAAGGAAAAGUAAUUUUAAGAACUGUUGACUGAAACUGUUCACUUGUUGUUCUAUGGCAUCAUGGUUCCACGAGGUACUCCUUUUGGAACGUUUAUUUUUAAAAGUGUAGCGCACAGGUUUACAACAUCCAGUUGGGUUUGCUGAUCAUACCAUGAUCACUACUCCUGAAAAUGCUCCUGGUGUUGUGUCUACACCCUUUAACAGGGUAUAAUAGGAAGUUUGUGACCCAUCAUGCUUUUUCCCCAUUCACUCAGAGCUGGUGAAUUUUGGUGAAUUUGUUCCUGUAGUUGGCAGUAACGAUUUUAUUUUUUUCAGGGGGCUGUGGCUUGAGCUUGAGGCGUCUGUGACAUUUGUCCAGUGGCGUGAUAGUAAAGCGUUCCCAAAUUUGAGCCUCUCCUGUUUUUUUGGCCGAGCGGACUGUGAUCUUAUUGAUUGAAUUUCUCUUUUUCGUUUUCCUGUCCCACCCAAACCCUUCCAUGUGACUGGAUGUGAGGGUGGGCGGAGCUAAGGAGCACAGUUCUUACUAUGUUCCAUAAUAAAAUAGACUAAAUCAUUUGUA